AUGUUGCGGGUUGUGGCUUACGUCUGCGCUCUCCUGGCACUAGCUCACGGACAGACCACCAAUGUAAACCAGUGUACUUUCCACAGUGGACCUCUGCCGAUACACACGUACAUAGAGGGCUGUGUUACUCCGCCCUGUGUCUUCCCACAAGGACAAGAUGCGGUCGUCAACAUCAAGUUCCGAGCACCCCGCGCCGUGCAGAGCAUGACCACUCAUGCCACAGCAUUUCUGUCAAUAUUACCAAUCUUUUACCCUCUCGGAGAGGCAGCUCAGACCUGCAAUUACCUCACUAACAACAGCUGCCCUCUGGAAGAAGGCGAGGAGGUGCAGUACUCCCUCAAUAUGUUCAUCGAGCCUGCUUUCCCUGUGGGAACUAGUCUACCAAUCGAGUUUAGGAUCGUGGAUGACAACAACAACAACCUGGUUUGCAUUCGGGUGCCAAUCAGAAUCGCGCCUCCUGUGUCUUCCAACAUGCCUGCCGGGCCGGCUGCCUGA
Molecule: messenger RNA, 495 nt
Organism: Spodoptera exigua (beet armyworm)
Lineage: Eukaryota; Metazoa; Arthropoda; Insecta; Lepidoptera; Noctuidae
Source: the annotation of a GenBank genome assembly